This is a messenger RNA of Zingiber officinale, 3128 nucleotides long. Its product is annotated as probable cyclic nucleotide-gated ion channel 20, chloroplastic. Gene Ontology annotation, cellular component: membrane. Bases 897 to 2777 code for a protein of 626 amino acids. The transcript has 9 exons. The record is from RefSeq and is a predicted model, not a curated record. Gene Ontology annotation, molecular function: monoatomic ion channel activity. Gene Ontology annotation, biological process: monoatomic ion transport; transmembrane transport. Lineage: Eukaryota; Viridiplantae; Streptophyta; Magnoliopsida; Zingiberales; Zingiberaceae.
CAACUUUGAUACCAUCUUAUUCCAUAUCAUAUUAGAGUCACCUUAUAUUUCUCCUAAUGCUUGUACUCCUACCUUCUCCUUAAAUAUGUUUUACUUUCUAUCUAUUAACUUUCAUCACUUAAUUUUAGGAGUUGUUUAUAUUUUUCUUUUAAUGAUACUAUAAUUGAGGUGUAUAUCCAACACUACUAUUAUAUACCAUACUAUGGCUCGGUGACUAAGGUGUCGUUCGUAAGGACCAUAAGAUGUUGGGUAGUUCUUCCACUCAAGUUCCUCCACAAUGCUUCAACUUAAUCUUCAAGUCUUGCACCAACUCUCGAUUAGUGACUUUCGUUUGCCUAUUGCUCUAAGAAUAUGCCACAAACUUUUAGUCAUGUUUCAUCUUUAAUUCUCGACACUAGUCCUGCAUUUUUCUUCCUUGAAACUGUUAUCCAUUAUCUAAUAGUAAGUGCCGAGGAAUGUCAUAUCGGCAUACAAUAUUUCGCUAUAAAAAUUUCAUCAUUGUCUGUUUGAUGAUAUAAGUGACCGGCUUGGCUUCGACCCAUUUAGAAAUAUAAUCAACAACCACAAUUAAAAAUUUCUUUUGCACUGUGUUAAGUGGGAAAGGUUUGACUAUAUCCAUUCUUCAUUAAUGGAACGGGCAAGCAACCUUCAUUAGUUCGGCCAGUUGCGUAUGCCAAGUGUGGUGUCGACAACUUUCAUAAGUCUUCAUCAAUUGCGUCACACCUUUUUGCAAAGUGGGCAGACUAGAAAUAACUAGCCAACAAUGUCUUCCGACUGAGCGAGUUGCUACCCAUCUUGAAAGGAGGGAAAAUUCCUCUUAUUAACGUUUAAAGAAGAUGCUUUUCGCUAAAUGAUUUCACUCAAAACAAUCUUUUUUCGGGCUUGGAUCUUGAGAAAUGACUGAUCGUGAGGAUGAUCUUGUCUCUAUAGUGUCGGGAAACAUUGAAUUGCCAAGAUUUACGGCCAGGAGCGUAUCGAUGUCUAUCCCACCCUCCUUUGCCAUUGAGGAUACCUUUAUAUCUCAUACUGGUCCUCUGCGUAUCCGGAAGGUUCCUGAGAUUAGUACUGUAAGUGGCCCUUUGAGUAGGAAUACGAGGCAUGGAGUUACCAGAGUGCAAAGUAGAUCAAAUGCUGGUACACCUGAAGUAUUUGGCAUUGAUGAUUCCUCUUAUGGUGGUGAUGUCAUGAGACAUGAACAUUUGCUGAUGUCUGGGCCUUUGGGACUGUGCAACAAUCCUGAUUGCACUGAGUGCCCUGCAGCUUAUAAAACCAAAAAGGCAUUUCUAAGAAGUUCUAUAUCUCUGGAUAAAAAGCUUCAUGACAUUCUAUAUGGGGAUAAUCAUAGCUGGGCUGAAAAAUGGGUUUCGCGGCUGAAUUCAUUUUUCCCGAUUAUGAAUCCUCAUACUAGAGUUGUUCAACAGUGGAACCAGUUCUUUGUAAUAUCUUGCUUGGUUGCAAUCUUCAUCGACCCACUGUUUUUUUUCUUGUUAUCUGUAAAGGAGGAAGAAAAAUGCAUAGUUUUCAACUGGUCUUUGGCAAUUGGAAUUGCUGUUGUACGGAGUGUGACUGAUUUCAUUUACUUGUUACACAUGAUUCUUCAGUUUAGACUUGCAUAUGUUGCUCCUGAAUCUAGAGUGAUCGAUAUUGGGGAUCUAGUUGAUCAACCUAAGAAAAUUGCUCUUAAUUAUCUUCGUGGAUACUUUUUCUUGGACUUGUUUGUUGUAUUGCCACUUCCUCAGGUAAUGAUAUUGGCAAUGAUACCAGAUUAUGUGGGGCCAUCAGCAGCAUAUUUUGCCAAAAAUCUUUUACGUGUAACUGUUCUCCUCCAAUAUAUCCCUCGGAUAAUCAGAUUUGUUCCAUUGCUUGGUGAGCAAUCUGCAACUGGUUUCAUAUUUGAGUCCGCAUGGGCAAACUUUGUCAAUAAUCUUCCUAUUUUUGUAUUGGUUGGACAUGUGGUUGGUUCAUGUUGGUACCUCUUUGGCUUACAGAGAGUAAAUCAGUGUCUGCAGGAGGCCUGUACUUCACAGUUUCUAAAUUGUAAAACUUUGAUAGAUUGUGGUCGUGGUGAUGUUGAUGAAGGACAAAGACAAAUGUGGGUUAAUGAUUCCAAUUCUAGUUCUUGCUUUGACAUUGUUGAUGGAACCUUUAGAUAUGGGAUUUACCAACAAGUUGUUUUGCUAAGCACUCAGCCUAACGUUGUACAAAGAUAUAUUUAUGCUCUAUUUUGGGGUUUUCAGGUUCGCAUUUUCUCCCUAAUGGACGAACAAAUGUUAGAUGCCAUAUACAAGAAGUUAAAGCAAAAGGUGUACAUUAAAGGAAGUGACAUCUUUUAUAAGGGAGGGCCAGUUGAAAAGAUGGUUUUCAUAGUCUCUGGAAAAUUGGAAAGUAUUGGAGCAGAUGGAAACAUAGCCCCCUUAGCAGAGGGUGAUGUAUGUGGCGAGGAGCUCCUUACGUGGUAUCUUGAGCACACUUCAGUAACUAGAGAGGGUGGGAGAAUCCAAUUCCCAGGAUCACGGUCGUUAUCAACUCGAACUGUUACAUGUCUAACCAAUGUUGAAGCUUUUGCACUCCAUGCUGCCGAUCUAGAAGAAGUCACUACAUUGUUCUCCCAGUUCUUGAGAAACCCACGCGGACAAGGAGCUAUUAAGUAUGAAUUACCCUAUUGGAGAAAAAUGCCUGUGACACGCUGUCAAGUGGCUUGGAGAUACCGGCAGAAGCAUUUGAAGCGCGCUAGCAUCACAAACAAUUUGUCUGCUAAUCACACAGCUCGACGCUGAACAUGGAUUAUCUUCAGCUGCAAAUGCUAUACCUGUCAUUUAUGCCCAUAAUUAUAUACUAGGCUUUUUGAAGCAUGGUCUUCUACCUCCACAAUUUCCCUCAGGAUUUCCGUGGAUCAGGAUUCAAGGUAGCAUGAAAAUUUUGAUGAAUCUCUCUCACUUGUGAUGCCUGCCAUUGUUUAUAUGAAUAAGGUUGAUGUCAGACUAGUAUUUUGUUGUCUUAUCUCCCUGAUGGUUGAUGUAUUCAUGUGCAUCCCAUAUGCCUCAAUCAGGUUUAAACUUGAAGACUGUUAUCGGGCUAUGAUUGUCAAUAAACAAAAAUCUUUGAGUGGAGAAAAUCAAUUAUAGCUA